AUGUCGUCCAACUUGUUCAAAAGCACAGUUAAUGAGUACCUAGAGGACCUCCCCAAGCCCGUGCAACUGAAGUUGUACGAGGCACCAGCAACGUGUUUAUCCAUAUAUCGACUUCUAUCCCCAAUGGCCAAGUUUUACAUAAUGGCGAUGGUUUUCAAUGACAAACCACUUGCUAUGAGAGACUUAACCAAAUGGUGCAAACCGCUGGCAAAGAAAAUGGAGUUUGAAGCAUUGAGACGUUUGGAACUGUUGCAUUUGAUUGAGUAUGAUACCAAAAGGACCAAUGUACGCUUGAACUCGAUUUUUAGAUCAAACUUUCGAGAUUGUCUCACUGGUUCUCAAGACUCAAACGCGUUUGGAAGUAUCAGCAGCGACGAUGAUGAAGCGGACAAAAUUGAAACUACAUUUUUAGACAAGUUUGCAUCUCAUGAAUGGGAAACAAUAUUGCAUUUUAUGGUUGGUACCGAGGGAACCCCUGCCCCAUCGAGCUCAGUAUUAAGCUUAUUGAAAUUGGGCGGUCUUAUGGAGGGAGACUCUACAUUGAAUAUCACGAAUACUGGAUUCCAAUUUCUUUUGCAAGAUGUGAAUGCUCAAAUCUGGACUUUGCUUCUACAGUAUCUAAACCUAACGUCAGAGUUGAAUAUGAAUCCCGUUGAUGUCUUGAACUUUAUUUUCAUUCUAGGUUGUUUGGAGCUUGGGAAAAGCUACUCAGUAUCAAGUUUGAGCGAGACUCAGGUGAGCAUGCUUGCUGAUUUGAAAGAUCUAGGACUAGUGUAUCAGAAAUCGAGCUCAUCAAACAAGUUUUACCCAACAAGGUUAGCGACGACACUUACGUCAGAUUCCUCAGCAUUGAAAACACCAUCUAUGGCCGUUGAUCAAGCUUUGGAGGAAAGCGAAGGGCAAAUGAUGGCGUCAAAUAGCCGAGAAUCAAUCAUUAUUGAAACCAAUUUCAAAGUGUAUGCAUACACCAACUCACCUUUGGAAAUUGCAAUCCUCAAUCUAUUCGUUCAAAUGAAGACAAGAUUUUCAAACUUAAUUUGUGGUCAGAUCACGCGAGAGUCAAUCAGAAACGCACUCUAUAAUGGAAUUACAUCCGAUCAGAUUAUCAAAUUUUUGGAGACGCAUGCCCAUCCCCAAAUGCGAGCAUUGGCAAAGGAAAAAUUGGAUAAAAAAGUGGAGUUUGACGCCAGUCAUAAUAUCAAUACUGCUGGUGGAGCACCUCAAAGUAAAGCCGAUGGCGCAAUAUCGCAACACAAAUUGGAAGUGAUUCCGCCCAAUGUUGUUGAUCAGAUUAAACUUUGGCAAUUGGAACUUGAUAGGAUUCAAACGGUUGAGGGUUACUUGUUUAAGGAUUUCGCCAACCAGCAGGAAUACGAUAUGUUGUCGACUUAUGCCACAGAGCUAGGCGUAUUGGUAUGGGGCGAUAAGGUCAAAAGAAAAUUCUUUGUUACGAAGGAUGGUAUGGCACAGGUUGCUGAUUUUGCCAAUAGGAAGCUCAGAGGGUAA
Molecule: messenger RNA, 1506 nt
Organism: Lodderomyces theae
Lineage: Eukaryota; Fungi; Ascomycota; Pichiomycetes; Serinales; Debaryomycetaceae
Product: TFIIH/NER complex subunit
Exons: 1
Coding region: 1-1506 (501 amino acids)
Biological process (GO): nucleotide-excision repair
Cellular component (GO): transcription factor TFIIH holo complex; transcription factor TFIIH core complex
Molecular function (GO): ATPase activator activity; double-stranded DNA binding
Source: RefSeq, a predicted model, not a curated record